AUGGACGGCGAUUCAACAUCCUCCAACAAGUUUGUCCCGGAAUACAGACGUACCAACUUCAAAAAUAAAGGACGGUUCUCUGCCGAUGAGUUGCGUCGUCGUAGAGAUACGCAACAAGUCGAGCUGAGAAAGGCCAAAAGAGACGAAGCUUUGGCAAAAAGGAGAAAUUUCAAUGCCCCAGCAGGUGGUGCAGAGUCUGAAGAUGAGGACGAGGCAACUAGCUCCGCAGACCAACAGUUUUACACGCAAUUACAGCAGGAAUUGCCACAAAUGAUCCAGCAGAUCAACUCAGCGGAUUUACAAGAACAACUCAAUGCCACAGUCAAAUUCCGCCAGAUUUUGUCGCGUGAACACCGGCCACCAAUCGACACGGUGAUCCAAUCCGGCGUGGUGCCUAACUUGGUGAAUUUUAUGAACGAGAAUCAACCAGAAAUGUUGCAAUUGGAAGCUGCUUGGGCUCUGACCAAUAUUGCAUCCGGGUCUUCGGAUCAAACCAAAGUGGUGGUGGAAGCUGGAGCCGUGCCUCUUUUCAUCCAGCUGUUGUACUCUGGAUCUGUUGAGGUCAAAGAACAAGCUAUUUGGGCCUUGGGUAACGUCGCUGGUGACUCCACAGGCUACAGAGACUACGUCUUGAGCUGCGGUGCAAUGCAACCCAUCUUGUCGCUAUUCGACCUGAGCAAAACCUCCCUCAUCAGAACCGCAACUUGGACUUUAUCGAACUUGUGCAGAGGUAAAAAACCACAACCAGACUGGUCCGUCGUGUCACAAUCGCUGCCCACCCUUGCGAAACUCAUCUACUCGAUGGAUACAGAAACGCUCGUGGACGCUAGUUGGGCCAUUUCCUAUCUUUCUGAUGGGCCUGCUAAUAACAUUCAAGCCGUCAUCGACGCUAGAAUCCCUAAGAGACUGGUGGAACUUUUGAACCACCAAUCCACACUCGUGCAAACUCCAGCUCUGAGGGCUGUCGGGAACAUUGUGACCGGAAACGACUUGCAAACCCAGGUGGUCAUCAAUAGCGGUGUUUUGGGCGCACUAAGAAACUUGCUCACCUCCACGAAGGAAUCCAUCCGUAAAGAAGCGUGUUGGACGAUUUCCAACAUCACAGCAGGAAAUACCGAUCAGAUCCAAGCUGCCAUUGACGCCAAUUUGAUACCCCCUCUGGUCAAGCUUCUGGACGUUGCAGACUACAAGACGAAGAAAGAGGCCUGUUGGGCCAUCUCCAAUGCAUCUUCUGGAGGUUUGCAAAAGCCUGAUAUUAUCCGUUACCUCGUUUCUCAAGGCUGCAUAAAGCCCUUGUGUGACCUGCUGGACAUCGCCGACAACAGAAUCAUCGAAGUUACGCUGGAUGCAUUGGAAAACAUAUUGAAGAUGGGUGAAGCCGAUAAAGAAGCUCGUGGUUUGCAUAUUAACGAAAAUGCCGACUACAUAGAGCGUGCUGGCGGUGUAGAGAAGAUCUUCAAGUGUCAGCAAAAUGAAAACGAAAAGAUUUACGAAAAGGCAUUCAACAUUAUCGAACAAUACUUUGGUGAGGACGACGAUGCCCUUGACGAAAGCAUGAUUCCACAGAGCGCAGGCAACACCUUUGGCUUCGGUUCUAACGUCAACCAGCAGUUCAACUUCAACUAA
Lachancea sp. 'fantastica' is the source of this 1626-nucleotide messenger RNA. The record is from the annotation of a GenBank genome assembly. Lineage: Eukaryota; Fungi; Ascomycota; Saccharomycetes; Saccharomycetales; Saccharomycetaceae.